Molecule: messenger RNA, 704 nt
Organism: Kockovaella imperatae
Lineage: Eukaryota; Fungi; Basidiomycota; Tremellomycetes; Tremellales; Cuniculitremaceae
Product: magnesium-dependent phosphatase-1
Exons: 8
Coding region: 22-648 (208 amino acids)
Molecular function (GO): acid phosphatase activity
Source: RefSeq, a predicted model, not a curated record
CGGCCACUUCAUUUGCACAUCAUGCCUAGACGAACGACGCAGCCGGCAUCUCCAGCACCCGAAGACAUCAAGAUACUGGCUCCAGAGGAUCCAGAUGCGUGGCCUUUGCUCGUUGCUUUUGACUUGGACUACACCCUAUGGGAUUUAUGGAUCGAUACGCAUGUGACACCUCCAUUAAAACGAACAGGAGACGAUAUCAACCUCUUGCAUGACCGCCGAGGUCAAGACUUUUCAUUUUAUCGUGAUGUCCCGUCUAUCCUUGCUGAGCUCAAGAGAAGAAGUAUACAUGUAGCGGCAUGCUCAAGGACCAGUGCGGUAGAGCUAGCUCGAGAGGCUCUGGGAAUGCUCCUUGUUCCCGGACAUGAGGGUGGUGGCAAGCCGGUCAAAGCGGUCACAUACUUCAAUACGAUGGAGAUUUAUCCAGGCUCCAAAUUGCGACACUUCCGCGAGGUCCACCGCAAAACCGGGAUCCCAUACGAUCAAAUGCUCUUCUUCGACGACGAACAUCGGAACUUUGAGGUCGAAUCGUUGGGCGUGACGAUGCAGCUUGUACCUUCUUCAGGAACGGAUCGCAAGCUGUUCGAGGCGGGUCUAGCUCUUUGGCGCAAGAGGAGAGGAAUAAGGAUCAAGACGAGCGACGAGGUUUGACAUUUACAUUGGCUGUCCAAUCACAUCGCACAUAUAGUCAUCAAGUCGUCAUUGCA